Molecule: messenger RNA, 399 nt
Organism: Knipowitschia caucasica
Lineage: Eukaryota; Metazoa; Chordata; Actinopteri; Gobiiformes; Gobiidae
Source: the annotation of a GenBank genome assembly
AUGACUCAGUCCCCUCUCACCACUGCCACACUCAUGACUCCGCCCCCUCUAACCACUGCCACACUCAUGACUCCGCCCCCUCUUAACCACUGCCACACUCAUGACUCCGCCCCCUCUCACCACUGCCAUACUCAUGAAUCCACCCCUCUUAACCACUGCCACACUCAUGACUCCGCCCCUCUUAACCACUGCCACACUCAUGACUCCGCCCCUCUCACCACUGCCAUACUCAUGACUCCGCCCCCUCUCACCACUGCCAUACUCAUGACUCCGCCCCCUCUAACCACUGCCAUACUCAUGACUCCGCCCCCUGUCACCACUGCCAUACUCAUGACUCCGCCCCCUCUCACCACUGCCACACUCAUGACUCCGCCUCUCUCACCACUGCCAUACUCAUGA